UAUCCUUUUGUUGCUGUAAUCGAAUUUCCUGCGACUGGCGAACAAUGUUCGGUGGCGGACUGCAAAUUGUUGGACUUCUUGCCGUUUGUGUGCGAGCAUUGUCAGGCCACCUUCUGCAAAGAACAUUUCUAUAUGGUAUCGCACGAGUGUUUAAAAACGGAGACCGCAAAAUUCGUUGUAGGACAAUCGGCAAGCUUCCUGUGCUCUAAGGAAUCUUGCAAGGAUGCGUCGUUGAUCGAGAUGCCUUGUAUCAAGUGUAAGCGGCAUUUUUGCGUGGCGCACAGGCAUCAGGAGCUGAGUGAAACGUAGAAGACACAGAAACUGAAGAAAUGGCAGAUACCAAAGAAACAAUUUGCAGAAGCAAAAGCUAUAGUGGAUCAACAAAUCGCGGACAGUUUGAGGAAAUCCAAAUAUACAACACUGGCAAAU
Molecule: messenger RNA, 429 nt
Organism: Temnothorax curvispinosus
Lineage: Eukaryota; Metazoa; Arthropoda; Insecta; Hymenoptera; Formicidae
Product: AN1-type zinc finger protein 2A
Cellular component (GO): cytoplasm
Molecular function (GO): zinc ion binding
Source: RefSeq, a predicted model, not a curated record